UUAACGUUAUCCAAAAGAAACAAUGGAGAAGGAAGAAACUCAUGGCUAUUCUCUUUACACCUCCACAAUGCAGUAGAACCUUCUCUUCUCCUGUAUUCAACAACCACGUCGCCGGAGAAACCACUCUCUCUCCUCACUCCUUAAAGCUGAAAACUUCCUCCGCCGAGAACUGGUGUUCCCGUUUCCGGUCAAAAUCUCUCAGCUUGGCGUUCUCCGGAGCUCUAGCUCUCGGUUUAUCUCUAUCCGGCGUUGGAAUUGCAGAAGCAGCUAAAGUGGGAGUUAACAAACCAGAACUGCUCCCAAAAGAGUUCACUUCUGUCAUAGACGUUGCUGGUUUCCUCUCUGAUGGCCAGGAGAAGAGAAUCGCUGAAGAAAUCUCUGAUCUUGAGAAAGACACAGGGUUUAAGCUAAGAGUCUUGGCUCAAAACUAUCCUGUUACACCCGGACUAGCUAUCAAGGAUUACUGGCAAGUUGAUGAUAGCACUAUCGUGUUUGUCGCUGAUCCCACUUUUGGGAACAUAUUGAAUUUUAAUGUUGGGGCUAGUGUUGAUUUGGACAUACCUCGUAGCUUCUGGAGUCGUUUAGCUGGGAAAUACGGCAACAUGUUUUACUGGAAAGAGAAGGGUGAAGAUGCAUCCAUUGAAGCUGCAGUGAUGGCAAUAUCAAGUUGCUUAAGGGAACCAGUUGGUGCAAAUAACUGUGCAGAGGUUUACUGAAUGUAUGUCCCAGAGAAAAUGUAUGUUGUAAGUUGUAACACUGUAUAAACAUUGAUACUAUAUGUGAUAAUAAGAGUAUACAUGAUGAAUCUGACAUCAACUUUAUGUAGCUUUUUUACUGUGUG
Messenger RNA from Brassica napus (rape), 841 nucleotides. Its product is annotated as thylakoid lumenal 15.0 kDa protein 2, chloroplastic. The transcript is spliced from 6 exons. Lineage: Eukaryota; Viridiplantae; Streptophyta; Magnoliopsida; Brassicales; Brassicaceae. The coding region runs from base 42 to 716 and encodes 224 amino acids. The record is from RefSeq and is a predicted model, not a curated record.